Alternaria rosae is the source of this 2375-nucleotide messenger RNA. RefSeq lists its product as uncharacterized. Lineage: Eukaryota; Fungi; Ascomycota; Dothideomycetes; Pleosporales; Pleosporaceae. Gene Ontology annotation, cellular component: nucleus. The transcript has a single exon. The coding region runs from base 84 to 2246 and encodes 720 amino acids. The record is from RefSeq and is a predicted model, not a curated record. Gene Ontology annotation, biological process: RNA processing. Gene Ontology annotation, molecular function: RNA binding.
CUGCGCGAAACCUCAACACCACCUCAUGCCGCAAUCACCUCAUGAAAGACCGUGACACGACUGUACGAUAAUCGCACGCCAACAUGGCCUUCAAAUUCUCUCUAGGCGCUGCGAAAGCCUCCAAGGCGCAAUUGAAUGCCAAAGCCAAGGAGGAAGAGGAAGCGAAGGCGCGCGAGGAGAAGAAUGCGCUCGACAAGGUCAUGGCCGAUUUCGAGGCGGAGCACGGAGCCGAGAAGAGUAUAUUGGGGGAGGUUGAGCAGCAGGAAGAGGAAGAUGUCUUUGUUCCAACGGGAAGCAAGAGACAUUUCACAGGCAGACAGCGGACGAUGAAGAGCGGCCCCGGCACCCUCGAAACCGAACCUCUCGAUGGCUAUAACAGACCAGGUGCACCGCCAGGACGACUCGCGCCACAGACACAGUCACGCUUCGGAGGCUCAGUACCCACAGGCCCAGCUGCACUCGAUGGCCCAAAGCAGACCGAGAACUUCUACACCACCGUCGUAGCGAAAGCGUCGAACCUCCCGCCUGAAAUAGACUCGCGACGCGUCGAAGAGCUGUUCGCCGAUUUUCCCUCACUCAAGAUCGCGCGGGUCGACAGGAUACCGCAAGGUUCAAGGGCGGAGGGCAGGCCUUCAGCGACGAUGAAUAUCACCUUUGACAAGGAUGCCAACGCGCGGGACCUCGACGCUGCGAUGAAUAAACUCAAUGAUAAGAAGUACCUGGGUAAGGGCUACUAUCUGCAUCUGGACAGAUAUCUGGGCAGUCGCACAGCAGACACCACACAACAGACGAAGGCAUUCGGCGCACGAUGGCAGGCACCCGAGCUACCCAAGGGCUUUGCACCGCCACCAGAUCUUGGUGGAGGAGGCGGAGGUAGAGGGCCGCGCGAGAAUACUGAAGAUCUCAUCAUCACUGCAAACCAGCCUCCCGAUCUCGCGACACUCAGAUUAGUACACCAGACUAUUGAGGGCGUUAUUCUUGGUGGUGUGGAGUUCGAAGCGGCUUUGAUGAACGAGCCGCAAGUCCAAGACGAGGAGCGUUUCGCGUGGUUAUAUGACCAGAAGCAUCCCGUCAACCGGUACUACCGUUGGCGUCUACACCAGAUCGUGACCAACAGCACCGAUUCCGAAAUCUUUGCGGGGCAAGGCGCCUGGAAAGGCCCCGUCGAUCCGCUUCGUCACGAAUUCGUCGACCACGUGGGAGCUUUUGAAUCAGACGACGAAAGUCUAGAUAGCGAUGACGAGGAGGAGAAAGAGAAGCCGCAAUUCAAGCCUCUACCGGUGGGUGACAACUAUCCAGGCCGCGUGGACAAUGGGCACGGCAUCAUGAACCCCAGAUCACGAGCGAUGCUUCUAUGGAUGAUCAACGCAAUCCCACCUGGCAGCAUCGUCUACGACGACCUCGCCGCUAUCUCAACCUUUGCAGUCGAACACGCCGCCCAGGGCAUGGACGAAGUCACCAGCAUCCUCGUCUCCAACAUCAUCAACCCCUUCCAGCUCACGGACGCCAACACACGGAAUCGUGCAGGCGAUGCGGAUGGUAAAGACGACAUACGUCGCCCAGACCUCCGACAAGUCACCCUAAACGCGCUACGCAUCGUCUCCGACGUCCUCCUCGUCACAGCCAAAGAAUCCGGCGUCUCCUACAAAUACCGUCUAGCCAUCGGAACAGAGCUUGUAGAACGCAAAGUCUUUGAACAUCUUGAGCAACUGCCGCAGAAACUGGAGAUGGGGCGUAUGACGGAGAGGACGUAUAGGGAAGAUGUUAAUGGCAUCCUGGCGGUGUGGACGGGAGAUCAUCUUUUUGAUGAGGCGACGUUGAAGUAUUUAGAAGAUGCGUUCAAUGCGAGGGAGAGGGAGAGGGAGGAGCUGGAGCAGCAGAAAAGAGCGGCGGAGAAGAGGAAGAGGAAAGGUAACGUUAUCAGAAAACCGUCAUCUUCUGGCGCACACAAAGAGGGUGAGCAAGAUGAGCAGGGCAUGGAUGUUGAUGAGGGUGCAGAGGAUGCAAAGGAGGAGUUUAGGAGUCCGAGUCCUACUGCGAGUCAACUUGCAUCGCCGGAGCCUGAGAGACCUGUUGCUGAGGUUGAGGCUGAGGCUGUGGUCAAAGAAGAAGUGGUCGUGCCUGACCCUGUCGUGCCUGCAGAUCCGCCAAAGAUCGUUGAGAUCCCUGGAGAGACAGCUGUGGCGAGGGCGAGGCGGUUAAGACCGAAGGCUGAGGAUAUGUUUGCUUUGGAUGAGGAAGAUUAGAAAUCUGAUCGUCUUUGUGACAUUUCGGAUGCGCAAACGGAGACUUUCCCUGGGAGAGCAACGAGGUCGACCCCAAAAGCAGAGAACAUGUUCUUGUUCAACGAUGAGGUCUGGUUUGGCCAGGGUCGA